UCUCUAAGAAGAAAAUGUAUUUGUCCCUUGUCCUGGUAUGUCUGCCUCUUAGCAUCCUGUACCAGCGUUAUCUUUAUUUCCGAAGAAUGAAUAUCCCUCUGGAAACCUCUGAAUACUUCAAAUAUGCGUUUACUUCUGUCUAUGUAGAUAUAAUGUUUUUUGUGUCAUGGAUUUUGGAGAAACUGGGCAUUUGCGACCAAGUCAGACUCAUAAGAACAUCACUAAAGAUCGGAGUAUUCCAAACAGACCGGGAGCUCCACAUCAGGGAUGAACAAUUUGAUAAUGUGCCUGUGAGAAUAUAUGAGCCAAAACAUCCAUCCAGUGGUCCAAGGAGAUGUCUGGUCUACAUUCAUGGAGGUGCUGGCAUGCUUGGGACCAUUAACGCUUAUGCAGCUACAUGCCGUCACCUUGCCCUAAAAACUGGGACGAUGGUCGUGGAUAUUGGGUAUCGUUUAGCUCCGGAGCACCCACACCCAGCACAGUUCGAGGACUGCAUGUCUGCUGUCACACAUUUCCUAAAAGAAGCAGAAAAUUAUGGAGUGGACCCAAACCGUGUUAUCCUUGCAGGGGAUAGUAGUGGAGGAACACUAGUUUCUUUGGUCUGUCAUCGUUUGGUAACUAGGAAAGAUACCCCAAGAGUCCGAGCUCAGCUGCUGAUUUAUCCACCAUACCAGUCAGUUGAUCUUACAUUGCCUUCCUAUCAGCAAAACUUUUUUGGUCCUGUCUUGUUAGGGAAGCGGGUUUUCGAACUGGCUGCGAGGUUUUUUAAUGAAGAGGCUGCAGAUGUAAGUGGAUUUAUGAAGAAUGCCCAUGUUCCUGAUUAUUUUUCAGUGAAAUACAGGAAAUGGAUUAGCGCUGACCUCGUUCCAGAUGAAUUUAAGGUUAGAGGCUAUGUCCCUAUAGCACCCGCUCCAUUUUCAGAAAAGCUUUACAAAGCAGCUGGAAUAGCUUUACAAGAAGAUUUCUGCCCACUUUUAUCUACAGAUGAUAUUAUACGUCAGCUCCCAGAGACUUUCCUUUUGACUUGUGAGUAUGAUGUUCUUCGGGAUGAUGGACUAUUGUAUAAGAAACGUCUAGAGGAUAAUGGCGUGCCUGUCACUUGGCAUCACCUUAAGACAGGAUUCCACGGAAUUAUGUACCAAAAUGAUUGUGUGCCCUUUCAGUUCAAAGAGGCACAAGAAGCAAUGGAGCACAUUGUAGAUUUCGUACAAAGAUGCUAACAUGAAAUCAUCUUCCGUUUGGGACAUCUAUACCCAUUACUUUGCAUGCGGUGGGAUUUGGGUGGCUUUCUUUUUAAACAUUUGUCUGAAAUUAGGAUUAUGAAUGUCUUGGCGGUGUUCAAUCAAUGGAGAUAUACAGUGAUGAUUGGAUCAUCUUCCGUUUGGGACAUCUAUACCCAUGACUUUGCAUGCAGUGGGACUUGGGUGGCUUUCUUUUCAAACGUUUGUCUGAAAUUAGGAUUGUGAAUGUCUUGGCGGUGUUCAAUCAGUGGAGAUAUACAGUGAUGAUUGGAGAUAGGAUUAACGUCUGAUUUCAAAUACCAUCACACUGUUUGGUGACUAUGCAAUAAAUAUCACAUUUCUUCACUUAUGUCUCAACUU
This is a messenger RNA of Gekko japonicus, 1601 nucleotides long. Its product is annotated as arylacetamide deacetylase-like 3. Gene Ontology annotation, cellular component: membrane. NCBI's taxonomy places the organism in Eukaryota, Metazoa, Chordata, Lepidosauria, Squamata, Gekkonidae. The transcript is spliced from 4 exons. The record is from RefSeq and is a predicted model, not a curated record. Gene Ontology annotation, molecular function: carboxylic ester hydrolase activity. Bases 15 to 1220 code for a protein of 401 amino acids.